AUGUGUAUCUCUGACGUUUCAACAGGAAAGCACACCCGGUCUUCAGAGGUCCUAUGGGAAUCGGCGUUUAGACAGAGUCGAUGGUUCACCAGAGGCUGGACACUACAAGAGAUUCUUGCUCCGCGAUCGGUCGAGUUUUUCUCCCGAGACGGCAAGCGACUUGGUGAUAAAGAGUCGUUAGAACAGCAAAUUCAUAAGAUCACUGGGAUUGCAAUUGACGCACUUCGAGGACAUGUGUCUCAAUUCAGCGACAAUGAGCGAAUGUCAUGGGCAGAAAAGCGAGAGACCACGAAGGAAGAGGAUCAAGCAUAUUGCCUCAUGGGAAUCUUUGACGUCUCCCUACCAGUCACCUAUGGCGAGAGGAAAAGAAAAGCACUCGAACGGCUUCGAGAGGCGAUCGAUAAGCGUUCAGGCAAUAUGCGAGUGGAAUGGAACGACAAGGAACUAGAAUGUAUGCAAGCCCUGCGUAAUUCAGCUUCCGACUACGAGCAGUUCAAAGACAGGAACGAUAGCCGACUUAGAGAUACCUGCCGAUGGGUUCUCCGUCAUGACAAUUUCCGAAACUGGAAAGACAGCAGCUCCUCAAGUCUUCUUUGGAUAUCUGCGGAUCCUGGAUGCGGAAAAUCUGUUUUCUCAAAAUCUCUUGCCGACGACCUCAAACACACGGACGGUCACACAACUUGUUACUUCUUCUUCAAAGACGACGACGACGUACAGAAAAGUGCAGUUACAGCGCUUGCGGCACUACUCCACCAGUUCUUUCGGCAGAAACCAGCACUUAUCAAACACGCUAUGUUGGAUUUCACCGCUAAUGGAGAUAAACUUUCUCAAUCAUUUCAUAUACUCUGGAGUAUUCUAAUAAAGAUAGUGGCUGAUCGGAAUGCCGGAGAAGUCUUUUGUGUCUUAGAUGCCCUCGACGAAUGCGCAGAAGCAGGGCAGUAUCAGAUUAUUAACGCUCUCAGUUCAUUCUACCAGCAAGCAAGCUCUAGAAACAAUACAUCUCGACUUAAAAUAUGUAUCACUAGUCGUCCUUACCCAGACAUCGAACGGCGCUUUACUGAUCUUACUUCUAACUUUCCUACGAUUCGGCUACACGGUGAGCAGGAAUCAGAUGAAAUCAGUCGUGAGAUCGACCUAGUCAUCAAAUGGAGAUCAAAUCUCGAAACAGAGCUGUUAAAGAUGAACCACCGAACAUACCUCUGGUUAACACUCAUUUUCGAUAUCAUUCGCAAAAUGAUUCGACCGACAAGUCGGAAACUGAAGGCAGUUAUUAGUGACCUUCCGUCUACAGUUAAUGAAGCAUACGAAGCGAUUCUUGCAAAAAUCGAGGAUGAUCGACCACAAGCACGGAAAUUGUUCUCCAUCGUUGUUGGAGCAACCAGGCCUCUUACGCUGAGGGAAAUGAACAUCGCUCUAGCUAUAGAAGACCGUCAUCGCUCCUAUAACGACCUUGAACCUGAUCUUGACUAUGAAGAGAGGUUUAAAGCGUCGGUGAGACACCUCUGCGGGCUCUUUGUGACUGUUGUGGAUCAAAAGGUCUAUCUGAUCCAUCAGACUGCAAAAGAAUUCCUUCUCGCGAAAAGUGAGGCCGCUACUAUUGGAUGGAAACAUUCUC
Molecule: messenger RNA, 1615 nt
Organism: Eremomyces bilateralis CBS 781.70
Lineage: Eukaryota; Fungi; Ascomycota; Dothideomycetes; Eremomycetales; Eremomycetaceae
Exons: 3
Source: RefSeq, a predicted model, not a curated record